UUGUAAUUAACGCUAAUGCGCUGUCAAAUCGCCUCGAGGAGUAUAUACUUCUUUGACGUGACAACUUUAGUUAAGAAAUGUCACAUCACGAAGAUUUAGCGAUUGAAGUUGGAAUGGAAACGACCGAGAAGGGAGUUGUGUGGAACGAGCCACCGGAUGACUUGCCACACGAGGAAUGUAAAUCGUACGAGAACGAGGGAAAAGAGAACGACAAGUACGAUCUAAACCUGAAGAAAAGCGAUGACAAGGCAGAUCUGAACCUGAAGAAGGACGAUGACAAGGCAGAUCUGAACCUGAAGAAGGACGAUGACAAGGCAGAUCUGAACCUGAAGAAGGACGAUGACAAGGCAGAUCUGAACCUGAAGAAGGACGAUGACAAGGCAGAUCUGAACCUGAAGAAGGACGAUGACAAGGCAGAUCUGAACCUGAAGAAGGACGAUGACAAGGCAGAUCUGAACCUGAAGAAGGACGAUGACAAGGCAGAUCUGAACCUGAAGAAGGACGAUGACAAGGCAGAUCUGAACCUGAAGAAGGACGAUGACAAGGCAGAUCUGAACCUGAAGAAGGACGAGGACAAGGCAGAUCUGAACCUGAAGAAGGACGAUGACAAGGCAAAUCUGAACCUGAAGAUGUGCGAGGAGGAUAAGACCGAAGAAGAUAGAGUAGAUCCUCCUGACACCGAGGAAGAGAAGAAGGACGAAGAUAAGGAAGAUGCUUCUGAUGGCGAAGAGAUGGACAUCAAGGAAGAGUUCGCUAGGCUACAGGUGAAAUUCCAGCAAGUCUGCAAGGAGAACGAACUUCUGAACGACACGAGAAAAGCAUCUGUGAACGCGUACGCGGACCUUCUUCAGGCUACACGUGCUUCCGAAAUGAGCGAGGCACGUGACCGACAAGUCCUGCAAGACAAACUCAAGGAAGUCGAGUCUAAGCUGGCUGAAUGCACAAGCCAGGUUGCCGAUCUGACCGCUGCUAACGACAAGCUUACGAGAGACAACACUAAGCUUGUGCAGGCCAACCUUGCCAAAGACGAGGUUAUUGAAAGCUUGCAUGCUCAGCUCUUGGAGGCCACACGCAAGAAGCCCUCCCGAUGGCAGAGAUUUAAGCGCCGAGUAAAGGCGUUGUUCGGCUGAGCCUACCAGAGUCGACAAGCGCCACAUCUUAUUGUAUCUUUUUUUUUUUUUUUUGAGGUUGCGCAAUGCGUGCAAGUAUAAUAUGAAUUUUUUAGACUUUCAAAACAAAUGGACUAAAAUAAUUGAUAGAAUUUCUCUCUCUCCCAUUUGUACCUUCUUUUUAUAUAGUAGAUUGAUGAAAAAAAAUCAGCCGACGACAUUUGCGGGAGAGCACACGUAACUACCUUCUUUUUUAUAGUUUUAUGAAUACUUCUUGGCCGGGGAAAUACCGGCUUAAGCAUGGUGGCACAUUCAAGUAAAAUCCAUGCGCGAUUGAUUCUGUCCUGAAACUUAUGAUUAUAUGGUUACAUUCAGCGCCCUAUAGGGUGAAAGUUUGGUGCCUUUUCUACCGUCAAAAUCCAAACGAUUCUGUUUCUAGUUUUCCCGCAAAUGGCUAUGUGCUUCAUUCAGUAUUUUUUCAUUCACAUUUUUUAAUGGCUGAUUUGGCUUUAAUUACACAAACAGUUAUUUUUGUAUCUCAUUGCGCAACCCCAUGAAACACUAUGUAUGAAAUUUCUUGUUCUCAACACCAUGUAUGAAAUAUCUUGUUCUCAACACUAUGUAUGAAAUUUCUUGUUCUCAACACCAUGUAUGAAAUAUCUUGUUCUCAACACUAUGUAUGAAAUUUCUUGUUCUCAAAUCUCCCGGCGCUUGCCUCUCGCCAGAAAACAGAGUGUAGAGUUUGAUUAUUGUUAUUUUGUAAAUAAAUGGCGAUAAAAACUG
Messenger RNA from Nematostella vectensis (starlet sea anemone), 1892 nucleotides. RefSeq names its product cylicin-1. The coding region runs from base 78 to 1130 and encodes 350 amino acids. The record is from RefSeq and is a predicted model, not a curated record. NCBI's taxonomy places the organism in Eukaryota, Metazoa, Cnidaria, Anthozoa, Actiniaria, Edwardsiidae. The transcript is spliced from 15 exons.